AUGAAAACUCCUUUGGAUACUUCCUACGACCAUUUAAUUGAAUCCCCAAAAUAUUAUUUUCAUCCAGACAUGGUUUUUCGCACUCCUUUGCGUGAUGUAAAUCCUGGUGCUCAAAUUUUGUUAUGGAUUGAUUUAACAAAUUCUACUAGUUUUUAUCAACCUAGCGAGAUUCCACCUCCCUGUAAAUAUGAGAAAAUUAAAAUGGUUGGUCAUGGAGAAGCACCUACUGUUGAACAAACUGAUAGGUUUAUUGGAAUUGAACAUCCAAAUGAUAUUGUUGUUGUUCACUGCACACAUGGAUUUAAUCGUACUGGUUUUUUAAUUGCUUCAUAUUUAUUUAAACGAGAUGGAUUAAGUAUUGAAAUGGCAGUUCAAGAAUUUGCUUCUUGUCGACCUAUGGGGAUUUACAAACAAUUAUAUUUGGAUGAAUUACAUCAAAGAUUUGGGGAUGAAGAUGAUGAAAAAAUUGAAUCUCAUGGUCGUCCUCUAUGGGAAAAUGGGCCUUUAUCAAAUGAGGAAUUUACAAUGGAUGGAAUUUUUACAAUUGGGGAGGAAAAGGAAUUAAAUAAUAAUGGACAUCAACAACAAAAUGAUUUAACAGUUUCUCCAAGCACUUCAAAUUUAAAUAUUGACAAUUUAGUAUUUAAUUCUAAUUCUUCUUCUUCAGGUAAAAAAGCAAAAACAGCCCCUUUAUUUAUGGAUGGAAGAGUACCCAAUGUAAAUUUUGUUGAUGAUCCUGAUUUACGUAAAAGUGUUCAAAAUCAGGCUAUCAAUUAUUGUGGAUAUAAAGGGAAAGGAUUUCCUGGAAGUCAACCAGUUUCAUUGGAAGGUCCAUAUGGUACUAAUAAUAUUCAAUUUCUUGCUAUGGAACCUUAUAUGGUUUCAUGGAAGGCUGAUGGUGUUAGAUAUUUGGUACUUAUUGAUGGACCUAAUCGUGUAUUUGCUUUUGAUCGUGAUAACAAUCCUUUUCAAAUAAAUAAUGUUACUUUUUUCAAUGCAAAAGCAAAAUGUCUUUCACAUUUAAAAUGCCCAAUUUCUGAUGAUGAUUAUUUAAAAGAAACUCUUGUUGAUGCAGAAAUGGUUAUUGAUACAUUUGAAGGGAAAGAAAUACCUCGUUUACUUAUUUACGAUUUAAUUUAUUUUAAUAAUUUUAAUAUGAAGAAAGAAAAAUUCAGUGUCCGAUUUGAAGCAAUUGAAAAAGAAUUAAUUAGCCCGCGAAUAGAAGCUUUUAAGGCUGGUAUAAUUAAUAGAAAUUCUGAGCCUAUAGGUGUUCGCAGAAAAAGUUUUUGGCCUAUCGAAUCGACUUAUAAAUUAUUUCAACCUGGAUUUUUGGGAGCAGUGACCAGUUGCCAUGAAAUUGAUGGAAUUGUAUUUCAGCCAGUUAAUCGACAUUAUGAAUCUGGUCGUUUUAAUUAUUUAUUGAAAUGGAAACCACCAGAAUUAUCAACAAUUGAUUUUCGUUUAGAAAUUAAAAAGAUUCAGCGUCCUGGAGAAUUAACUCAAUGGGUUGGGGAUUUACACGUUUUACAUUUGGAUAGACCUUUUGGACGUUUACUUAAAGUAACUAAUCAAAUGAGGCAAUAUGACAAGAAAAUUAUUGAAUGCAAAUUUGUGAGAGAUAAAGGUGUUUGUGGUUGGGAAUUUAUGCGUGAACGUACAGAUAAAAGCCAUCCAAAUGCUCUUUCAACAGCAGAAUCUGUUUUAAAUACAAUAAAAUACCCAAUUAAUAGAGAUAAUAUUUUAAAUUUUAUUCAUUCUUUUAUUACAAAAAAGAGACAGGAACAACAACAAAAACAUGAAAAUGUUCAUUAA
Molecule: messenger RNA, 1812 nt
Organism: Meloidogyne enterolobii
Lineage: Eukaryota; Metazoa; Nematoda; Chromadorea; Rhabditida; Meloidogynidae
Source: the annotation of a GenBank genome assembly